Cylindrotheca closterium is the source of this 678-nucleotide messenger RNA. The record is from the annotation of a GenBank genome assembly. NCBI's taxonomy places the organism in Eukaryota, Bacillariophyta, Bacillariophyceae, Bacillariales, Bacillariaceae.
AUGAUUAAACCUCGCUUUUCCUUACUAUUGAUCCUUGUAACAGCUGCUGUUACCAUUGCGCCAUCACAAGGCUGUCCCUACAUUCGGUCUCUGCAAGAGAAGCAAAGUGGAAAUGGUGGUGGUCCUGGCGGUGGUGGACAAGACAAUGAGAUAUAUGUUCAAGAGCUUCUUGAUAGCCAUUCCAUGAUUGAUCGUGAAGUCACUCAUAAUGACGAUGGGUCCAUUACGACAAAGACCUUUUCAGACGACGCGCAAGUUGCAGGAUGGUUACAAGUCCAUGUGGCCGAGAUGAAGGCCAGAGUUGACGAGAGCAUGGAUGUUCGCAGCUGGGACCCAUUCUUCGUUUCCUUGGUGGAGCAUCACGAAGAAAUGUCUGUCGAGAUCAGUAACUUGAGCAAUGGUGUUCAAGUGGAGUUGAGUGCAUCCACAGACUGUGGCCAAUCUCUGAUCGAGGCGCACACGGAGGUUGUUAGCUUGUUCGUGGAGACCGGAAGAGAAGAGUCAUCCAAAGCCCAUGAUGCACCAGAAGCAUGCGAUAUCAUGUCCACAGCUUCUCCGAUGCAAGCACCCUCGGCUCCAUCGGACGAAAUUGGGAAUUCCACCAAAUUUGCGUCGUCCGCCGAGUCUCAAGGACUAUUUGUAAUCAUGCUCGUGGCAUCUAUAGUGGUGAUGCUAUGA